Molecule: messenger RNA, 1998 nt
Organism: Brachypodium distachyon (stiff brome)
Lineage: Eukaryota; Viridiplantae; Streptophyta; Magnoliopsida; Poales; Poaceae
Exons: 1
Coding region: 1-1899 (632 amino acids)
Source: RefSeq, a predicted model, not a curated record
AUGGCCAUGGUCAUGGAAAACCAGCAGCCGGUGGCGCCGCAGAUGCGGAUGAUCCCAGCGCCGCCGCCACGCCCCCCUCCCCCGCCGCCGCCGGUGCCACCCCAAGUGUUCAAGCAUCAUUGCAAGGUGUGCAAGAAGGGGUUCAUGUGUGGGCGCGCGCUCGGCGGGCACAUGAGGGCGCACGGGAUCGCCGACGUCGAUGGGCUUAGCGUGGAAGAAGACAUGCUCGACGACGAUGAUUCGGAGCCGUACGGCGAAUCUUCUGAUCAGGCUGGGAGUCCGUCAACAACGACGACAAAAAGAAUGUACGGGCUCCGCGCCAACCCGGGCCGGCUAAGGAAUUGUCGGGUGUGCGAGAAUUGUGGGAAGGAGUUCACCUCGUGGAAGUCGCUGCUCGAUCAUGGCAGGUGCAGCUUUGGCGAGGACGACGAAGGCCUAGACGGUGAAGGCUCGUUGCGUUCCUCAUCACCUCGUAAUGGCAUGGAGGAUGAGGAAGAGGAAGAAGAAGAGGGAGAUGUGGCGUUGGCCUCCGGGUGGUCCAAGGGGAAACGUUCACGCCGAGCCAAGGUGAUGCUCCUUGGGAGCGGCACCAGAACCGAGCUGCAGCAUUUGCCGCCCGCUUCGAGCGAGGAGGAGGACCUGGCCAAUUGCCUCGUCAUGCUCUCCUCGUCCCGUGUCACACAGCCAACUGAUGUCAUUGCGGACGUCGACCAAGCCGAGUCGUGUGCAUCGGCGAGUAAGGACGAGGAGAUGAUCAGGAACAAGUUCCUUCUGCCCCAGCCAAUCUCGAUCAUAGCACCCAUUGCAGCAUCAGCAACGCAGACGAUGAAGUUUCCCGUGCCUCAUCCCGUGCCGCAACAGGUUGUGGUGGCACAGCACGUACCAGCCGUCCCGCGCGGCUUGUUCGAAUGCAAGGCAUGCAAGAAGGUGUUUACGUCGCAUCAGGCUCUCGGCGGGCAUCGUGCCAGCCACAAGAAAGUGAAGGGGUGUUUCGCCGCCAAGCUAGAGAGCAGCCGCAACGAGACUGCUGCCGCCGCUCAUCAACAUCAUCAGUCUGUCGCAACAGCUACUCACUACGACAGUAACACCAAGGCCAGCAUCAGCGAGGUCGUAGAUACCAGCACCACGGACCUCAAAACUUCUGCCAGUGUGGAUGCCAAUGCUGACGGUGGCAAGGUGUCGACGAGCGGCGGCGAAAUUGUGAUCGUGGCCACCACAGCGGCGCCGGAGACGGGCAUCGCUGACGUCGCCCCGGCGGCACCAUCCUCCGCCCUGGCGCCGUUCAAGAAGAAGGGGAAGGUGCACGAGUGCUCCAUCUGCCACCGCGUGUUCACCUCGGGGCAAGCGCUGGGCGGCCACAAGCGGUGCCACUGGCUCACGUCGAGCGCGACGGACCCGGCCGCCGCCUGCACGGUGGCCAAGCUCCAGAGCACCGUGGUUCCAGACCACCUCAUGGCCGCCAUGUGCCACCACCUCACCCUCGGCCGGCCGAUGUUCGACGUCGCAGCCGACCAGCGCAUCCUCGACCUCAACGUGCCAACGAACCCGUCGUCGACGGCUGUCGACCAGGCCGCAGCAGCCAUCGCCGCGAGGCAGGCCGCGGAGCUCAACGACAUCCCGCUGUGCCUCAACGCGCCGGCGUCCAUGUACGUGCAGUCCUGGACGGGGCACAGCAACGCGAGCCACGUGAACAAGACCGGCACGAGCAGCCGCAACGACGCGGCGGGCGGCGGGGGCGCGGCCACGGAGGACGAGGCGGACAGCACCAGUGCCAAGAGGGCCAAGAUUGGCGACCUCAAGGACAUGAAGGUCGCGGGGGAGUCGUUGCCGUGGCUGCAGGUUGGCAUCGGCAUCUCGUCGUCCGAGUGCAAAGACAAGACUGCUCAGGAUCAGGAGUGAUCCGAGGAAUUAAUUUCACAGCGCCCAGGUCACGCCAAGUCGCCAAUUGAUUAAUCUCAUUAAACUACUAAUCAAGUAAUUAGCUUUUUGACUUUUCUU